GGAAACAUUUAUCAACCAUUUUUAUGAUCAAGGAAUCAAGUAUUUUUAUAUCUUUAUUUACUUUUGUGGUUAGGUUACUCGUGUUAGUGAUACUAAAGCUGUGAUUGUUAUAUUUUCAAAACAAUAAUGUAUCCAUUAGGUUUGAAACAUAAAUAUUUACACUUCAAAAAAAGUUAUUCAGUAACUCCCCGUAAAAUCUCUACUCACAUUUUCGUAGAACAACUUCAAUGAAUGCCGUUGAUAAAUAAGAAACAGAAUACAGAAUAGAUGUCAUUGAAUACCGUAAUCAAAAACACUGGAUUUACAAUAAUAUCCUGUUUACUCAACAGUGACUUGAAUGAUUGAAGUUCAGCAUUUCAGCAUAAACUCAAGUGACGACAACGAAUUUGAAGACUCUUUUUACUUGGGCAAUUUUCACCCUCUAUGAAUGGAACAGGUGGCAGUAAGAAUUGAAAGCCCAGAUGACACCAUUGGGAGCACUUGAUGCAGCGAAAGGAAAGGAACACUUUUCUCCUUAUCCUUCUUUCUCCUCUUCGUCUACUAGUUACUCUCGUCUAUAAAUACAGGUAUGUUUUCUUCUUCGUUUUUUGUGCUGGCUGACUCCUCCCAAGACGCUUUCCUCGUGAAGGCCAGAGAAGCCUGUCGAGCGUCGGCGUCUGCUAUGGCCUGUCCGUCUUACUGGGCGCUAUCGUCCGUAUCUACGCUUCUACAAUCUCGUCACGCACCUAUUCAGGCUGGCCCAGCAUGGUUGGUGCAGCUUCAAAGCCCAGACAACGUCACUUCCUCGCUGCUUCCUGAACGAUUGUUGUCCACCACUCGUCAGUUGGACAAUGAGAUGAGUUUUUCGGCUGUUGGUCAGUUUCUAUUGAGACAGUUGGACGGCUGGAUGCGAGGUCAUGGUAUUGCGUUCCACACUCCCGGAGCACAAGUCAUAAUGCUUGACGACACUGGACGCUCUUAUGAUGAAGAUGAAGCAGUCGAAAACAGCGCGGAGGAGACGAAAAAGUUUACAGAAAAAAGAGGACACAAGAAGAAGAAAUUCGCCUUGCUAUUCCCAAUAUUGGCAUUCAUGAAAUAUUUGGCGAUCAAGGCAAUCUUGGUUCCAAUAUUCAUGUCAGUGGUGUUCCUGAAGAAGAUUGCAAUUCUGGCACUCAUCUACCUUCCGACGCUUCUUGCAUCUCUCAAGAUAUGCAAGAAAGAGCCUAUUUAUUUCUCCAAGCCUCUAUUCCCACAGGAGCAUCAUGAGACCACUGACUACGACAACUCAGGAGGAUACCAAUUUCCAGGAUAUGAUAAGGAUUGGUCACAUUACGGUGCUAGGAGAAAUAUUUAUCACUGAUAGCUUCAACAAAUCCUCAAUAAGAAAUUUAUCACAGUAAUAUUCUUCAGUCUUUAAAAUAACCUAUAACCUAAAAAUAACCUAAAAUUAUGUGAAGGAGCUGAAUGGAGUUCAUUGAUAAUCAUACAAUCGCAUUCCUUUUUAAACAUCAGGCAAAUAUCGUAGAUUUUACUCUGUUGUGUUUCAGAGAAAAGUUUUGUGUGAACACGUUUUUAAAAUAUUGAGCAGCAAUACCAUUUACCAUACAUCAAUGGAUAGAAUCCUCAAUAUAGUAUUUUAAGUGUUUAGAAUGUAAUUGAGAUUUUUUCAGCUAAUAAAGAAUUUCCUAAUUCAUGUAUUAUUAAUUUUUCAAAAAAUAGUUUUAUGUGGAGAAAUCUUCUGAAAAUGAGAAUAUGCGUAAACCAGGCAGCGAAUCUACAAAAAUAGGUAUAAAUUCAAAGCAGAAAUAAAAUAAUUUUCAUGGUUAUCUGCGAAAAAAAUUCUUUCCAACACUAAAAGUUUUUCAAGCAUACAGUGAUGUAGGUAAAAUUAAUGAACGUAUUUAUCUAUUUUUGAAUGUAUUUAUAAGUUGUGAAUGUUGAUAAAUAAAAUUCUGCCAAUACAAAUUC
Messenger RNA from Nilaparvata lugens (brown planthopper), 1947 nucleotides. RefSeq lists its product as uncharacterized. The transcript is spliced from 5 exons. NCBI's taxonomy places the organism in Eukaryota, Metazoa, Arthropoda, Insecta, Hemiptera, Delphacidae. The record is from RefSeq and is a predicted model, not a curated record. Bases 569 to 1339 code for a protein of 256 amino acids.